Molecule: messenger RNA, 2522 nt
Organism: Pseudopipra pipra
Lineage: Eukaryota; Metazoa; Chordata; Aves; Passeriformes; Pipridae
Gene: CBX3
Product: chromobox 3
Biological process (GO): chromatin organization; negative regulation of transcription by RNA polymerase II
Cellular component (GO): nucleus; pericentric heterochromatin
Molecular function (GO): chromatin binding
Source: RefSeq, a predicted model, not a curated record
GGGGGCAAGGGGACGGCGUGGAAGGGGCCCCGGGGGCGGGAGCGGCCCAGGGCCCCCUCUCCCGGCCCCGUUACCUCGCCCGGGGCGGCCCCGCCGGCCUCAUGUUCGCCCGCCACAGGCCCGAGGCGCAGCCGCCCCCAGCAGGCCUCCGCAGGGCUGCCUGUGUUCUGACGGAGGAUUUGUUACUGGUUUUGUUGGGGGGUUUUCCCCUUUCUCCUGCCUUUCAAGAGGGGGACACAAGGCAGGAGUCUUCGCGCUGGGGCCCUGGCCCCUGCCCUUCUCCCACCUCGCCUACCCCACCGCCUAUGUGGCUGCCAAAAUCCACCUCCCCUGUCAAGGGGAGGAUUGGGCGGGAUUACUGAGUCCGGGAGGUAUUCUGGCCUUGAAGGACUUUUCUCUUUUGCCUUGCCCAGGCAAAUGGGGAAUUCUAACAGUUCUAUAGCUCGCAGUGGGGUGGGGACAAUACAUGCCUAAGGAUCUGGUCGGUAUGAGAAAUGACAUGGAAAAGGGAAUGAAUUGCGUUCAACAUCAUUUGCGUAGGUUAAUUAUGUAGUAUGUAUGGCUUAGCCGAGUUAAUAUUGCUCUAGGACCUUAACUCUUGCAAACGUGAGAAUUAGAAGGCAACGUUAUAGUUGCAUUAAGAUAAAUAUUUGCUGUUUGUAAGCAUUUGCUACCAUGUAAGAGUAGUGGGUGAUUCAUUACACCACAGAUAUGUAGCUGUUCCCCACCAGAUUCGCAGUUAAUAUACCUGAGGUAUAUCUCCAACUGCUAGAAUCUGAAAUCCUGUUCUGUUGGGUUUAAGGAAAUAAGCAUCCCUGAUGGUCCUCCCCCUUUUCCCUAGAAACAUCUCUAAGCCUUUGAAGGCCUUGGGAAAAACCUUUUUUAACCCUAUCUACCACCUUGUCGGUAUCAUUUAUCCUGGCUAGUGUAAUGGUGCGUUACUGCGUUAUGCCAGACAAAGUAAUAACCUACUUUUUGUUCUGGAUUUAAUCCGUAUAAGAAAUGUUAUAUGCAGUGAAUACAUGGGGGUUGGAACAAGGACCAUGUUUGUCUUGGGAUGCCUUUCUUCGAGUUAUGCAAACUUCCUUUUAAUUGUCAUGCAUUUUUCUAGUAAAAGCUCUGCAAGUCUGCAAUAAAAAUGGCCUCCAAUAAAACUACAUUGAAAUCCAAAACAUUGAUCUUUAAGUGACAAGAAUUAGUGAAGCCGAAAAGAGUACCAGAAAACAAUCUUCCAUUGAAUCAAAGAAUUUUAGUCCAACGGAGAAUACAGAUGGAGAUGUUCCCCACUUGUAGCCUGCUUGCCUCAUCACCAGUGCGUGGAAGAAACAGCAGUAAUGGAAUGCUCCUAGCAUGUGUCCUGUUCAAUAGUUACGGGUUAUUGUUGAGUAUUUUGCUUAUUGUAGCACUACGCUAUAAACUUCGCUGCCAUCAGUUUCUCCUUGGUUUUUUCGAACAGCACAAAAUGGGAAAGAAACAGAAUGGCAAAGGUAAAAAAGUUGAAGAGGCAGAGUCUGAAGAAUUUGUUGUAGAGAAGGUCCUGGACAGACGUGUUCAAAAUGGAAAGGUGGAAUACUUCUUGAAGUGGAAAGGAUUUACAGAUGCUGACAACACAUGGGAACCUGAAGAGAACUUAGAUUGUCCAGAGCUAAUUGAAGCUUUUUUGAACUCUCAGAAAGCUGGUAAAGAAAAAACAGACGGUGCCAAAAGAAAAUCUUUGUCAGAUAGUGAAUCUGAUGAUAGUAAAUCAAAGAAAAAACGUGAUUCUGUUGAUAAACCAAGAGGGUUCGCAAGGGGUCUUGCUCCUGAGCGGAUAAUUGGGGCUACGGAUAGCAGUGGAGAGCUUAUGUUCCUCAUGAAAUGGAAAGGCUCUGAUGAGGCAGAUCUGGUGCUGGCCAAAGACGCUAACAAGGAGUGUCCUCAGAUCGUAAUCGCUUUUUAUGAAGAACGACUAACUUGGCAUUCAUGCCCAGAAGAUGAAGCACAAUAAUUGUUUGCAUUGCUUUUUUUAUAUAUAAGAAUAUUAAAACCUAAAGUUUGAUUUAUUAGCAAUGUGAGAAGCAUACAUUCUAACCAGUUUCGAAUUUGAUAUUUUUUUGAAGUAGUAUGUUUUGCAUCAACAGCAAGUAAAUAAAAGCUUUCUGCAACUUGUUUCAUUUAUCACAAGAGAGCAUUUGAUACUACUACUUCCUCCAUAUUAGGUAAAAGCUUUUAUAAAACAUGGAUGAAUUUCCAUAGUUAUUACAGGAUCAUAAUGAAUGUCUAAACAAACUCACAGAUGUUUUGUAGUCUUCUGUACUAUUGAUGUGCAUGUAUCUUCUUUACCCAAACCUAGCCCUUUAAACCCCUAGGGUCAUUCUUUUUAGUAUUUGGGAUCGCUUGGUCUUCAGAAGACUAGGUGAAAACUAACUUUGUAGUAAUUUGAAUGUUAUCAGACUUGUUAUUAUAUUGUUACUUAUAUUGUUUACUUUAUUGUAAAUACUGGUGAACAGUGGUCAAUAAAAUAGUUUUAUAUUCUUCCUUUA